GUAUACCAUUGUAAUAUUUAUAACAUGGCACAGUGGGCCGAAAAAUUCAAAAAGCGGCCAUAAAUCGAUUUCGAUGAAAGUAUUAGUCUGGCUUUCAGAAUUUGUAGGUACUCCGAGAAAUAGAUAAAUAAUGUUUUCCUAGAAUUUGAAGCAGGUAGAAGGCAUAUUGCGGCAGCCAUCGGUUCUCAAAACCAGACUUUUGUGUUAGGAUCAUUUCUUUGCGAACAUUCAUUUAGUGUACUACUAAAUGUCAACUAGUGAAUGUGUGUUAUAAAGUGUCUGACUCAAGUGGUUAAUUGUACAGAAAACUUUCUCAAGGUAUGUAUUUUCAUGUUAUAUAAAUACUUAUGAAUCAAAGUUAAAUUAGUAUACAUAUAGAUAUAAUUACUAUGUAGUCGAUUUUAUUGAAAAUUUUAUAUUAUACUUUAAAAUUAUGUUGAGAUAUAACAUAUUUUCCGAUCCGAUCCGGCUUUGAAAAAAUAUUAAAAAAAUAGCUUGAUCAUUCCCUAAUAACAUACUAAAAUUUGAUAGGCGCCUUCAAGCGCCUUUUUGAGAUAUUUUGGUUUUGCUUAUCGAUAUGCAUGAACCAUAUCCAACGAAUGUAUUCUGUAACCAUAACAGCACAUUUUAUUUUGUUAUUUAAAAUGUAACACCUAGUAAUUUCUAUUUUCUUGUUGCGUUACUUUAUUUACCUUGAUAGAGAAUAUAGUUAAGUUUGUUCGUAAUGGUGGUUGUAAGUCUUAUUUCAUUUGCGUCUUCAAAAAAUUUUUUUUAUGUAAUGUUUUUCUAUAUUUUUCACAGUGAAAAUGGUCACCAGAAGGCAACUGUUUGACGUUUUGUAUGAAAAGGAUAAGUUACAACGUUCCAGUCGCACAGAAUAUCUGUUCAAGUAUUUGGUGAGACACUACAAAAUUGAAAAUGAUGCAGACGCCAUGUUAAAAAUGAGGAUUUUCACUUCAAAGUUUUGCAACGUCGUUUAUGCAAAGCUUGAUCAAUGUGGGAGAAAAACGGAUAGAUUUGUGAAAAAUAAUACAGCGUGGUUAAGUGUAUGUGUAUUUGAAGAAACUGGAUUAGAAAUUGAUCCGAAUGCUGAGCCACAACCAGGAACUUCAUCUGGAGGUAGGCGUGGUCGUCCAAGCAAAGAAUUUUCUGCGAGUAGUGUAAGAUCAAAACGUCGAAAGACUUCAAAGCUGUCAUCGACGUUCGAAACCGAGGAGCUUACUUUAGCUGCAAGGAGAAAACUAAAGACUGAAGGAAAAGACGAUGCCGCAAAACUUGUCUCUGAAGCACUUUUGACUCCGACUCGAGCCGGUAAAAUUAGGACAGCUUGGCAGAAAACUCAGAAGUCAAAAAAAAUAAUUCCACUCACCCCAGAUGAAGCGCUAUCAGUAAUGAUUGAAUCAAAAGAUACCAAACAUUCAUAUCUUGUUCACAGACGAAUAGCAAAAGAACAUUUUGCUGAUAUAUAUCCGUCUUAUCACAAGCUUCGAGAAGCAAAAUUACGCUGCUAUCCCCGAAAAGAAGGACAAACUGUAAGUGAGUCAUGUGCAGAAAUAUUAUUACAGGACCUCUUAGAUCAUACAGUUAAACGGAUAGUAGAAUUGCAAAAACCAGUUCUUCGUUCAUUAUCAACUGAACUUCUAAAGAAUUUGAAACUGUUGCUGAAAUGGGGAUGCGAUGGAAGCACCGGUCAUUCACAAUACAAGCAACUUUUCUCCGAUAAUAGUUUUGGUGAUGGCGAUUUAUUUCUUACAUCCAUAGUGCCAUUACAGUUAUAUGCGGAGCAACCUGGACAAGAUAAAAUUAUUGUGUGGCAAAAUCCCCGUCCAUCGUCAACUCGAUUUUGUAGACCUAUACGCUUUCAGUUUAAGAAAGAAACGAAAGAGCUGACGGUACAGGAGACAUCAUAUAUAGAAAAUCAAAUUUCAGAACUUCAACCCACUAUUGGUAUGCUGGAUAGUGAAGAAAUUGCAGUUUCUCAUGUUUGUGUGAUGACGAUGAUAGACGGCAAAGUGUGUAAUGCAAUAACGGAAACAGCUUCUUCACAAACAUGUUAUAUAUGUAAAGCAACCCCCAAACAAAUGAAUGACAUCGAAAAACUAUUAAAGAGGGAAGUUGUCCAAGAAAAUUUGAAAUUUGGAUUGUCAACUCUACAUGCCUGGAUCAGGUUUUUCGAAUGUUUGCUGCACAUUUCCUAUAGAUUAGAAGUUAAAGUUUGGCAAAUUCGAGGAAGUAACAACAGAGCAGUUUUUGAAAACAAGAAACGUACCAUACAACAAAUUUUCAGAGACAGAACAGGUUUGCUUGUGGAUAUACCUAAGAGUGGAGGUAGUGGAACUACUAAUGACGGCAACACAGCUCGACGAUUUUUUGCUGACCCCUCACUGUCUAGUGAAAUUACUGGCAUAGAUAAAGAUGUCAUUAUGCGAUUUGGUAUUAUAUUACGCACCUUAUCUUGUGGCUAUGCAAUCGAUGUGCGAGCUUUUGAAGAGUAUUGUUUGGAAACCGCAAAACUGUAUGUCGCUAAAUAUUCAUGGUAUUAUAUGCCUUCUAGCGUGCAUAAAAUAUUACUCCAUGGAGCCAUAGUAAUCAAGGAGGCUAUUCUGCCUAUUGGUCAAUUGUCAGAAGAAGCCCAAGAAUCAAGAAAUAAGGAUCUCAAAAGUUUUAGGGAGAAACAUACACGAAAAAUUUCGAGAAUAUCAGGAAAUCAAGAUUUGUUAAACAGGCUCCUUAUAACUUCAGAUCCAGUAAUUUCAUCUUUGCGGCAGUACCCACUCCGAAAAAGUUCAAACAUAUCUUCUGAAGUUGUAUCCUUGUUGAAGGCGCCCUCGUUAGAAUCAAUGGAAGCAGAUUCUCUUAGAGCUCUACAACUUAAUAUGGAAAGCCGCCAAGUUUCUUCAUCCGACGAGGAAGACGACAGCGCGAGCGACGUAGAUUUUUAGUGGUAAGCAUACUAUUGUAUUUACAAGGGCGGAUCUAAGGGGGCCCAGGGGCCCAUACCCCCCUUGGGAUUCACAUUUUGAACUGAUUAUAAAGUUAAAAAUUAAAUUUUAGUAUUUAAGUAUAUCAAAGUAAGUUAUAAGUAUAAUCUUUUAAGCACUAAUAUAUUAGAUUUUAAAUAGACUUUAUUUCAUGCCAUUUUUACCCCCUCCCUUGCUAGAUUUUUCUAUCGCUAUGCCCCCCCUUGAGACUUUUCUGGAUCCGCCCUUGUUUAUUUAUUUAGAAGCUAAUAAACUUGUUACAGAGCGGAAUUUUUAUUUUUAUACCUAUUACCAAACAUAUUUUGAUAAAUUUCUCUAAGUUUUUUCGAAUUUGUACCUAAAUAAUUUAUAAUCUUACUAUACUUAGUAACAAGUAACGUAUUUUACGGUAAUUCAUUUUAUUUUGUUAAUAUUUUUUAACCAUAUAAACAAUUAAUUGCAUAAAGAUCGAAAAGUCUACUCAAUGUAAUUAUUAACCUUAUGGCCCCCCUAAAAGUUACGCCUGGGUAGUUUAAUUUUUUUAUUAUUUUUUCCUUUAAAAGACUACAAUUUUAAAGCCCUUCAGCCCAUUUUCAGAUUUUUGACCGCUUUUUGCAUUUUCUGGCCCACU
Diabrotica virgifera virgifera (western corn rootworm) is the source of this 3591-nucleotide messenger RNA. RefSeq lists its product as uncharacterized. The record is from RefSeq and is a predicted model, not a curated record. The coding region runs from base 807 to 2942 and encodes 711 amino acids. Lineage: Eukaryota; Metazoa; Arthropoda; Insecta; Coleoptera; Chrysomelidae. The transcript has a single exon.